GAGGCAUGGCAGAGCUUUGCUGCUGAGCAGUGGUCAAGUCACUCUGGACCCGCAAACUUGGACUUGUGUGUGAUUUCAGAGCGCUCGCGCUACCACUUCGAGCGCGACUUUAUGUCGCUCACCAGCGCGAGCCGCAGCUUCGUCUGUGAGUAAGCUCGUUUGCUCUGUGGAAUCUGUUUUUGGGGGCGGUGAGGGGGGACCGUGGACACCAAAAUAGACAAAGAGCGUAUUUUUAGCGUAUUUGAACUACUGCAGAUAGUGACGCGUGCCUCCGUGUUGAUCAGGAGGAUGAGUGUUCAUUCGGCUCUCCUGCCUUUAUUGGUGUUGGGACUCGUAGCGAGCUCGGUGCGCUGCGCUCCUCUGCCCGUGGAGCGACGCUGGGAGACGCUUUACUCGCGCUCAUUGGCUCGGAUUCCCGGGGAGAAGCGAGAAGUCAACCGGGACAGUGACUAUCUAACGGGCAUUAAAAGACUGCGGCGCCUCUACUGCAACGUGGGCAUUGGGUUUCAUCUCCAAGUAUUACCCGACGGUAGGAUUACUGGGGUGCACAACGAAAACCGUUACAGUCUUCUUGAGAUAUCUCCGGUCGAGCGCGGAGUCGUGACACUGUACGGCGUCCGGAGCGAGCUAUUCGUGGCCAUGAACAGCAAAGGGAAGCUCUACGGAUCUGCGCAGUACACCGACGAGUGCAAAUUUAAAGAGACACUCCUGGCAAACAACUAUAACGCGUACGAGUCGAAGGCAUACCCGGGCAUGUACAUAGGACUGAGCAGGACAGGCAAAACAAAAAAAGGAAACCGAGUGUCAACAGCAAUGACUGUAACACAUUUCUUGCCGAGAAUCUAAACGAACAAGGGAAGAAGGCACAUGCAGCCAACACUGGGGAAGAAACCCGGACGAUGCACUUUCUACAACUUUUUACACACGAGGUCAAGUGUAUCGCGUUGUUACGAUUAUCAUCAUCAUCAUCAUCAUCAUCAUCAUUAUUAUUAUAAUUAUCAUGUAUAUUAGCCUAUUUAUAAUCGUUCGUUUUAUAUUUCCUUUUAAACAGCCUCUUUCUAUUUGUGGAAAAAAAACACUUUUUAAUUUAUUUGUUUAUUUAUCCUUUCUGCUGCUACGGAGUGUUUAACACCUGAUAUUCCUACAAUUAACUACAAUAUGGAUUUUUGCACUGUCGUUUUUCUUUUUUAAGGGUUAGGAGAGCAAUGGUGGAAGUUUUGUCCCUCCAAAAGAAAGUGUGAAUUUUUUUUAGGCUACGUAUAUAACCGCAUGUAACACCGCCAAACCACGACUGCGCAUGCGUGGAAACGAGUGCACUUGCAGUCAAGCUACUAUUUUGACCCUCUGUUUUAGCAUGCGUUUUUGGACGUAGCCUUAUAAUGAAGUGCAUGUCAUGUCAGAAAUUAGCAAAAUUAUGAUUUACACCCACAGAAGAACUCAUUAAUAUGACUUGGACACAUCUGUUAUUAUGUAUUGUUAGAAUUCCAAAACUAUGGUCUAUGGGCCUUGAUGCUGCAGCUGGGUGUGGUCUAAUUGAUUUGUGGAGAUGCAUAGGAAAGGCAAAUCGUUCUGAGAAACCCUUACAGCACCUACUCUCUCAGAAAUAAAUGUACCAAGUUUUACUUACUUGUCACAUUUGUAAAUUUAAUUGACCUUCAGAGCAAAGGUACAUCACUCCUUAAGGUCCAGUUGUGUACCUUAAUUCAUGUAGAUAUAAUGACACAUAGUAAUACUGCAAAAGAUGCCUUUUUAUAUUAACACUCCAGCAACAAGCAGAAGUUCAGUUUGGUCCCAUUAUUUUCUGAGACAGAUUUUUAGUAAGCUUUUAUACAGUUUGAUACGAGUAAUUGAACAUGCUCCGAAUCAUAUUCAUGACUUCCAAAGUGGCACAUGUAAAUUGCAGGAUAAGCAUGAACACAGGAAAAGUUUGAAUUUCUUGACUUGUGAAAUUGUACCAACCCCAAUGGUAUUACGCACUGAAGCCAUUGUCCAAUGUCCGAGCUCUGGGGGUCUAACCGAAACAGUAUCGGCUUACUCUAGGCCACUGAAAGUGGGCUGUUGAAGUCCUACACCCCUCAAAUCUGUUUUUAGCUCUGCUCCAAUAGGGUAGGGUAGGGGUGUGGGGAAAAUGUUGGGUGAGGGCUGAACUCUGAACUUAUGCACCGUCAAUCUUUGUCAGCUCUAUAGAGGAUGGUAUA
Silurus meridionalis is the source of this 2198-nucleotide messenger RNA. RefSeq names its product fibroblast growth factor 4 (gene fgf4). Gene Ontology annotation, molecular function: fibroblast growth factor receptor binding; growth factor activity. The record is from RefSeq and is a predicted model, not a curated record. Bases 289 to 846 code for a protein of 185 amino acids. Gene Ontology annotation, cellular component: cytoplasm. Gene Ontology annotation, biological process: regulation of cell migration; animal organ morphogenesis; fibroblast growth factor receptor signaling pathway. The transcript is spliced from 3 exons. NCBI's taxonomy places the organism in Eukaryota, Metazoa, Chordata, Actinopteri, Siluriformes, Siluridae.